AUGGGCUCCCGAGGCCCAAAUAAGCGCUUUCGUAGGAUACAGAAAUUCCAAACGGACUAUGCACACACCACUAUUACUCAGUAUGAAUCUGAGAGAAGCGGCAUGCAGGUCAUUGUGGCCGACCGCAAAGGCCCAAAGGUAAAUGGUUAUUUUACCUUGGCUACGGAAAUUUUUGAUGAUUCCGGGGCCCCUCAUACUCUCGAGCAUCUGGUCUUUAUGGGCUCAAAGAGCUACCACUACAAGGGCCUGUUAGAUAAGCUGGCAUCUAGGGCUUAUGGUAGCACCAAUGCUUGGACCGCAACCGACCAUACAGCCUACACGCUUGAGACUGCUGGUUGGGAAGGCUUUGCCCAGAUUCUCCCGGUGUACCUUGAGCACCUCAUUGUGCCUACUAUAACAGAUGCCGCGUGCUUGACUGAGGUUCAUCAUGUCAAUGGCGAAGCAAACGAUGCCGGUGUCGUCUAUUCAGAAAUGCAAGGUGUACAGUACACGAGCUUCGAGCUUAUGGAAAUCAAGGCCCGGCGCUUGCUAUAUCCAGAGAAUGUUGGGUUUCGAUAUGAAACAGGCGGCAUGAUGGAAGCUCUACGAGUUCUAACUCCGGAGAAGAUACGCGAUUUCCAUAGGACCAUGUACCAACCGCGAAAUAUGUGUGUUAUUAUCAUCGGCGAGGUAGACCAUGACCAUCUUCUUACUCUCCUGGACGAGUUCGAGGAAAGCGUCAAGGAUGAUAUCCCCCCUCUUGAUGCACCGUUCAAACGCCCCUGGAUAGAAUCAGCACAGCCACCUCCAUUACAAAAAACGACCAUUGAGACUGUUGAUUUUCCGGAAGAGGACGAGUCCACUGGCGACAUGCUUAUGGGGUUCUUCGGGCCAAAUUGCGUUGACGUUGUCGAAAUCACAGCUCUGAACGUCCUCUUGACUUACUUAUGCGGAUCUUCCGUCUCAGUACUGGAAAAUGUCAUGGUAGAGAAGGAGGAACUAGCCAGCUCUAUAGCCUACUCGUUGGAUACUCGACCUAAUAGCGUCAUUUGGUUCCAGCCCACUGGUGUUGCUACAGAAAAGCUAGCAUUCGUCGAAAAACGUCUGAUUUCUCUGCUUAAGGAGGUUGCUUCUAAGCCAUUGGAUAUGACGUACGUCAAUGAGUGUAUCCAGAGGGACCGCCGGCAAAUGAAGGCACAGGCAGAAGAGUCCGAAGGCUUUUAUUCUACGAAUAUCAUCUCAGAUUAUCUAUUUGGUGUCCGAGAUGGCUCAACGCUUAAGGAUCUUGCUAGUCUCGGUGAGUACGAUAUUCUAGAGAAGUGGACGGAUGAACAAUGGCGUACUUUCCUCAAGAAAUGGCUUGCUGAUGCUCACCACAUCUCCAUACUCGGGAAACCUUCUCUCAAGUUAGCCACGAAGCUAAAAGAAGACGAGGAGGAAAGAAUAAAGAAGAGAAAACAGGAACUAGGCGUGGAAGGUCUAAAGAAGUUGGCACAGGACCUUGAUAACGCCAAAAAGCAAAACGAGGUAGAUAUUCCGGAUUCCCUACUCGAGAAAUGGCAGGUUCCUUCAGUUGAAUCAAUCCACUUUAUCAAAUCGCAGACUGCGCGAUCUGGAAUGGCUCGGACACUCGGUGUCCACGAUAACUCUGCACAAAAGGCCAUUGAUGGGGCUCCUCCUGGUUUACCGUUGUUUGUGCAAUUCGAAGAUGUAGAAACCAAUUUCGUGCACAUCGCAGUCCAUGUCGGUACGUCGAAAGUGCCAGUUGAGUAUAAGCCCAUGCUGUCGGUCUUCAGCGACAACUUCUUCAAUACCCCUAUUUUACGUAACGGCGAACGCGUUCCCUUUGAAAAGGUGGUCAUGGAACUUGAAAAGGAUACCGUGAGCUACACACUGGACUCUGGCAAUAGGUUUGGUGAUUCGGAAAGCUUCCUUAUCCGGUUUCAAGUCGAACCCGACAAGUAUGCAACCGCUAUUGAAUGGAUCCGCACAAUGAUGUUCGAUAGCAUCUUCGAUGUUACUCGUUUGAGGGCUGGCAUAACGAAGCAACUCGCUGACGUUCCAGAGGCGAAACGUGAGGGAAGAGCCAUGACUAAUGAGGUAGAAGUGGCUAUCCAUAAUGAUCCCUCAGCUUUAAUAGUUGCAAGACGUACUCUGGUCAAAGCAGUAUACCUUCGUAGGCUAAAGAAGCUUAUUGAGAAAGACCCAGACGCGGUGUUAUCACGGUUCGAGGAACUUCGAAAGCACCUCUUUACCUUCGAUAACCUCCGAGUCCUAGUUACAGCUGAUAUCUCGAAUUCGAAGCUACCGGACCCCGUAAAGACGUGGGACAUACUCUCCAAAUCGCUCAACACAAAUGUCGAGGCUAUCAACCCCAUUGUCAAACCGCAUACUCUUCUCAACGACGAAGGCCGUAAUCCGGGGUCUGUUGGCGCAAUCAUCGUUCCUAUGAGAGCAAUCGACAGCUCCUACUCUAUUAGUUCCGGCAAGGGACUUGCCUCCUUCUCCGAUCCAGUCAUACCUGCGUUGCUUGUCGCCAUGCAAUACCUAGAGACCGUAGAGGGUACUUUGUGGAACGCAGUUCGAGGAAAUGGCCUAGCCUACGGUGCUUACUUUGCUAAGGAGUUAGACGGAGGAUACCUACAUUUCAAGGUAUACAGGUCUCCCCUAGCAUCCAAGGCGAUAGCCGCCGCACGCGAUGCUAUCGCAGCACUAGCCAAUGGCACCGUUGCUUUUGAGAAGCCUAUGAUCGAGGGUGCAAUCAGCCAGCUAGUGAUGACACUAGCAGACGAACAGUCUACUAUGGCCACUGCAGCUUUGCAGAACUAUAUCAAUAGCGUUGUAAGGGGGCUUGAUCCCGAUUACAACAUGAAAAUGCUGGCAAAGGUCAGGACAGUGACAGUAGACGACAUCAAGCAAGCCAUGAAGAAGUGGCUAUUGCCCUUGUUCGAGCCAGGAAAGAGCAAUGUGGUGGUUUGCUGUGCACAUGCUAUGGUAGAGAAAAUCGAGGAGGAAUUCAAGACGAUGGGGUACAAAACGCAGGUCAAGCAGCUAUCGGACUUCCAUAAUGCCUAUGGCCUAGAAGCUCCGGAUGGUGAGGAUGAUGAGGAAAACGACCCUGAUAGCGAAUCGGAGGGUUCAGAAGGCUCAUUUGAGUCGGAGGAAGAAGACUAG
Molecule: messenger RNA, 3153 nt
Organism: Hypoxylon fragiforme
Lineage: Eukaryota; Fungi; Ascomycota; Sordariomycetes; Xylariales; Hypoxylaceae
Product: Metalloenzyme, LuxS/M16 peptidase-like protein
Exons: 2
Coding region: 1-3153 (1050 amino acids)
Molecular function (GO): metal ion binding
Source: RefSeq, a predicted model, not a curated record